AUGACUAUUCGUAAUGCCCCUGUAAAAAGGCCGCGGCUCCCCGAGGCGGCGCGCGAACAGUUUAGUAAUCACUGUGAUAUGGAAAAAGGCCUGGCCUUCUUUGUAAUUCAUAUCUGCCCUGUGACCCAAUUGCGUCGUGGCAAUGUGACUGAGUGGUUAACGUGUCAAGUUCACAUUCUGGACGGUCGCGGUUCGACUCUCGUGUUCGGGAUCGAGCCAGAGCAGCGAAAGAAAGUCGUCCUCGAAGAACUUAUAAGUCACGGUCCGAUGGAUGCAACCGUUCGCCUCAAGUGCACCCUUGAAACGAUAACCGAUGAACCUGGUGAAAGAAGUAUCUCUAUAAAGUUUCCGGACAACAUUUCCUGCUUUGACAAUGUAGCAUUUUAUGAUCACCUUAUUGCCAUGACGUCUAUGAAGGCUGACACAUUGCUUAUUCGUUUUAUUACUUCUGAUACGGUACUGCUAAUCUACUCUGAUCCUAGGAAUCGCUGCGGUUAG
Protopolystoma xenopodis is the source of this 498-nucleotide messenger RNA. Lineage: Eukaryota; Metazoa; Platyhelminthes; Monogenea; Polystomatidea; Polystomatidae. The record is from the annotation of a GenBank genome assembly.